Molecule: messenger RNA, 4127 nt
Organism: Myxocyprinus asiaticus (Chinese sucker)
Lineage: Eukaryota; Metazoa; Chordata; Actinopteri; Cypriniformes; Catostomidae
Exons: 7
Coding region: 239-2014 (591 amino acids)
Cellular component (GO): membrane
Molecular function (GO): cytokine activity; growth factor activity
Source: RefSeq, a predicted model, not a curated record
ACUUUGAAACAUUCAUUCUCUCAAGGUGGUACUCUUCAGCUCCCCAGCAACCACAGCAAGAUAUUCACACACAGAUACAUUUCAAGAGAUUGCAGAUCAAUAUCUGUACGUUUGAAACCCACAGAGAUCUUCAGGAGGGAAAACACUUCUUCUUUAGGAUCAGAACGCAAAACCAAAAGGACAGUCAAAUGAAUCUACAUGUGGACUUUAUUCCUUACUACUUGGUCAGGUUAGCCAGAUGAACACAAACAUAACAGCCCACCAAGCCAAGGUAAGGCAUCAGUGCUUCUUCCUUAUCCUGUGCUUUCAUUUGGUCUAUGCUGGUGUGCCAGGUCCAUGUAAGCACUCUGUCACGCAGGACCAUCUCCGGAGUUUAAGGCGUCUGAUUAAAAACCAGCUGCAAAAUGGUUGUUCAAUAGCCUACAACUUCACUGAGCGCAAGAACCUGAGUGUUGUGUGUUAUGUUAAAGCAACAUUCCCUCAUAUACUGGACCUACUUAACACACAGUUUAGAUAUGAUAAGGACUCUGACAAUUAUCGUUACACUAAUUCACUGAAGAACUUGAUCUACACCAUUUACUCCCAAAGAUGCAUCCCUCCAAUCAAUGAUGAGAUUGAGGAUAACCCAGUGAAGUUUGCAAGAAUCCACAUGACCUUGCCCAGGGCAGCUUUGGAGAAAGCUGAGGAAGUGAUUCGCUUGUACAUGAGUCUGAUGACUAAGAGUGACAAGCCUGUGGACUGGAACUGUGAGGAGGAGUACACAGAGGAUUUCGUUGAAUUCACCACUCAAUCUCUCAGCCAAACAUUAGGUGCCUCAGAAUGUCUAUGUACUUGCCCAACAGUGAGCCUUGGAUCAUCAAAGGCAGCUACAUCCACAAGACAAUGGAAUAUUUACCUGGAAUCUACUCCAUCUCCACAACGCUCAUACUUUUCACCUGUGGCAGCAUUGCAGAGCAGUAAUGGGAGAACUAAACAUCUCAAAUCUGAAGUCAAACACCAUGGAGAAAAAUUUAUUGCUGGUACUGUACCAUUUCCAGUUUUUAAAAAUCCAGAUCCUACACUAGUUCCACAGACAUCUACUGCAUGGAGAUCAACACAAGGAGAUGUAUCAAACUUCCUCUUUGGUACCAAUCCGGUUUUAAUUGACGAAACCUCAAAUUCAGAAAUGGAGCAUAUGCCAUCAUCAUUUUUUCCUUCAUUUACAACUUCCAAGGAAUUAACUGAUUUAUUUCCUGGUAGAACUGAAUCCACUCAGUCAUCCGUGUCUGGAACCAAUCAAAAAGGCAUAAGAGAUAAUGCACUGGACAGUGUAGAGAGAAGCACUGCCCUUUUACUUGCCAAGAGGUCUUUAGAUGCCAAAAGCCAAGAAGGACCAUCCAGUUCCUAUAUCAAAUCGACUCAGAACUGGGUUGCUUCCUCUCACCCAACCGUUGAUAUAAAGAGCACUCCUACUGCAAAAGGCAAAGCUUUCCAAAUGCUUGAAAUGAGCAAAUACAUUGUACCAGUCACAACCACUGUUCUGUCUUCUUUGAAAACAGCUGUGCAUUCAACAGAAGACCUGACCACCCUUGUUGAGCAACCAGGUCAUCUAAACAGUCCUCCUGAAAAUUUUCAACCACAAACCAAAGCAUCACUGAUGGUGCCAAGGAAUUUUAUGAAAACCAUUCAUGAGGCAAAACACAGCAAAGGCAGCAUAUCCCAGGAGGACAGGCAGAGGAUGAAGGACCAGACUGCUAAAGAUCAUCCAGAGAAAUCUACUAUGUCAGAAACCAACAGUCUAAUCAUUUAUUUUGGUACUGCACUUACAAUUACACUAGUAUGUGGUGGACUUCUGCUUAUAACGGUCUUAUUUUACAGACAACAAAAAGUACGUGACCAAAGUUGCUUUCAUGAAAAAUAUCAAAACAAUGCCCAAAGUAAUGUCAGUCAAACAGCUUGUAAAGAAAAAGAAGAGAACAACUUUUUCUUUCAUUUCCAACAUGAAAAAGACACAUCAAGAGGAAUAGAAACCUAGAAGUAAUUGAUUUAAUUAUUUAUUCAUUUAUAACUAUCUAUAAAUUGAGAGGCCCUUCAGCAGGUAGCAAUUUCUCAUUCUGUAUGGAAUUGUACAGCAUUUUAAGGUUGUACCUUCUCCUGCUCAAAGGUGUCUACAACCAGGAUAUAGUACUAGAAAAUAGGAAAUUAUUGAUAUCGUAGGUGGCCCAUGACCUGAUUUGAUAUGUUAAUUGAUAUAUUGACUCAUUCCAGUGAAAUCUUGGAUGGAAAAUAAUCAACAACCUUCAGAAAAAGAAAAGAAAUACUAAACACUGCCUUAACUUUAUAAGCAAAUAAUACAUGCAAUGAUUUGGCACAUAUUGAUGAAAGGAAUCUACAUUAAAAAAGUGUUUUGUUUUUUUGUUUGUUUUUUAAUUAAGAUUUAUGCAUUUCAAUUUCAAAGUUAAAUAGAUAAAUCUUUAAUACAAUAAAAUAAAAAAUAAAAUAAAAAAAUGUUUUAUUAAUUUAAUUGGUUAAACAUUGUACAAUUCAAUUUGAUGGAAUUUUGUUAUGAAAUUAAAAUGUGUAAAUCUUAAAAAUAGGCUAAAAUAUUUGUUUUUAGUGAAACAGCAAUAUAUUUUGUGCAGUCUCAAAGUAUAUGUUUAAAAUGCUUAGCGACAGUCAACAUUAACAACAUUUUUGUCAUUAAAACUACCCAUUUACACUAAAAAGAUCUCAUGUUAUUUAGUUUGUUUUAUUGUAUGUAUUUGUUCUUUUCUCAGAUUUGUGUUAAAACAAUUACUUUAAGAGUCACAUGCUGCCUCUCUCCAUUAACACAUGACAAUAAUAAAAUAAUAAUAAUAAUGUCAGGGCAGAAGAAUGAGCAGUGGUCGUACCUUACAAAACUUUUUGCCGUAGACUGAUGUUUCAGAGAUGUGUCAUGCUGUUUGUAUAAGAUACUGGGAAAUGGAAAAAGCACGGCACACUCACACAGGUUUUCAAGUUUUGGAGCUUUUUAUGUGUGAAUUGUAAAUGUUUCAAUGAAACAUUAAUACAUUUUACAUCUGUUUUUAUUCAUGUUAUUUUACAUUAUUAAUGAGCAAAUGAGUUAGAUCCUCCCCAAAUUAGAAUUUGCUAAUUAGAAAACUACUGUAUAUCUAAACAAGGACCAGAAAAAUAUCAUAUAGAUGAGACUAAGGUAACAGCGCAAAUGGAAGAAGUAAUAUACAAAAAAAUAUUAAAUAAUUGUUUAUUAAUUAAUUUGGUGAAUGAGUUUUAAACUAGGUGUUUGAAACCAGCAUACAAAACCACUGCUGGAAACCUUACAGUUACUGAGACAGCCCUUGUGACAACAUCUCCAUGUGAUAAUUUGCCCCGGUCUCCCUACUAGUAUAGGAGAAUAGAAGAACUCAACAAAGAAUCGACUGAAAGCCAAUGAGUGGUUUAAUGAUGAGAGGCGUUAGUGAAACUUUAAUUGCACGCAUGUAAUAUAAAAACGUUCCAGUGAGUUUGAUUUAUUUUAGUCUUAAAGCCAUGCAAUACUGCUGAUGGACUGAGUCCAAUUAAUUCUAAAGUCAAUAAACAUUAAAACUAAUAAGACAUUUUAUUAAUGACAGAAGCUUAUAAAAUGUUCUGUAUCACACUGUUCUUUUUACUUCUCUUUCGCCGCUGUUUGCAUUGUAACUUAAUUGUAUGACAUUGGUUUAUAAGCAACAGAUGGAAAACCACAGAGUUAACUGCCUGCAUUUAGUGCAACUGGCAGAACUGGAAUUAGCCAUUAGCAUGGUUUACAUUAAGAGAAUAAAAAAAGACUAAUCACACCAACUUAACAAGGUAUUCAAUAGGGGUGUUUGUUUCUGACUGCAACACAGAGAAUGUGAUCUUGCAUGUAUUGAAGGAGAUUUUUGAAAACACAAGCUGUUUAACCAAACUGCCAAAUUUCACACUCCAAACCUCUGUGCCAAAAAAGUGUUCAGAAAAACCUCCUCAUCAGCUUGCACUGUGCAACAAUCUGUCCCUUGUUUUUCAGCCUGUUAAAAAGUUUGUAUGUAAUUUUUUUUUUACAUUUUUUUUUUUUUUAAUGAUUUUAUAAGUUUUCAUAAUAAAACAAAAAUGGACCAAAUGUCAUGUGCCUGUGCACCUGAUGAGCUCAA